AUGGCACCUCUUCUCAGGUUCGGCAUGCUCUUGACUGCCUUCUGCAGUCUCGUCAAGGCAACUCCCGUCGAUGCAUGCCCGCAAGACUACAUCGACUGGCGAAACUUCAAAGCUAACGGCGUCAACCUCGGCGGCUGGCUCGUCCAAGAACCUAAUAUGGAUCCUACAUUCUGGUCGCAGAACUGCGGCAACGCAACCGACGAAUGGACCUGCUGCGCGCAACUCGGCCACCAGUGCGGACCCAUCCUCGAGCACCGCUACGCCACCUUCUACCAGCCCUCUGACAUCGACAAGCUCGCCCGUGGGGGCGUGAAGCUCCUCCGCAUCCCCACGACCUACGCCGCGUGGACUCAAGUCCCGGGCAGCCAGCUCUACAGCGGACGCCAGAUCUCUCACCUCCGAGCCAUCUCGCAGUACGCCAUCGCCAAACACGGCAUGCACAUCGUCAUUGACAUCCACUCGCUCCCCGGCGGCAUCAACGGGCAGACCAUCGGCGAGGCAGACGGCCACUACGCCUGGUUCCACAACGCGACCAACCUCGCCUGGUCGCUGCGCGCCGUCGACGCCGCCCUGCGAUACAUCCAGACGUCCGGGAGCCCGCAGUCGUACACUUUGGCGCCCAUCAACGAGCCCGUCGACAACCGCGACUUCUCGACGUUCGGAUUCCCGGACUCCCUCUCCGAGGAGGGCGCAGCGUGGUUACUCGAGUUCAUCGACGCGGUGCUGGCCCGCAGGGACGCCGUGGAUCGCAGGAUCCCGGUCAUGGUCCAGGGCGGCUUCAGGACGUCGUCGUACUGGUUUGGAAAGUUCAGGCCGGGGACGAACAUCGUCUUCGACGUGCACAACUACUACUUCGCAGGCAGGCCGACCGACUCGGACAACGUCACCGCGGUCAUCUGCGACGACGCGAAGGUGUCGGCGGGGGGUGUGGGCGUGGGCGUGAGCGGGAAGUUCCCCGUCUUCGUUGGGGAGUGGAGCAUCCAGACGGUCAGGAAUAACAGGCUGGCGAACCGCAGGAGGAAUCUCAACGCUGGUUUGUACGCCUUCGCCAAGUACACACAGGGCAGUGCGUACUGGAGCGCCAAGCAGUUGAACGACGUGAAGGUCGAUGGUGAGGGCUUGUGGGGGGACUACUGGAACUAUGAGGACUUUAUUGACCUGGGAAUCAUCGCGCCCGGUGAGGGUAGGGCAUACUGUGAUUGA
This is a messenger RNA of Aaosphaeria arxii CBS 175.79, 1203 nucleotides long. RefSeq names its product glycoside hydrolase family 5 protein. Gene Ontology annotation, biological process: glucan catabolic process. NCBI's taxonomy places the organism in Eukaryota, Fungi, Ascomycota, Dothideomycetes, Pleosporales. The transcript has a single exon. The record is from RefSeq and is a predicted model, not a curated record. Gene Ontology annotation, molecular function: glucan exo-1,3-beta-glucosidase activity. Bases 1 to 1203 code for a protein of 400 amino acids. Gene Ontology annotation, cellular component: extracellular region; cell surface.